Pistacia vera is the source of this 1938-nucleotide messenger RNA. RefSeq names its product pentatricopeptide repeat-containing protein At5g08510. The record is from RefSeq and is a predicted model, not a curated record. The transcript has 2 exons. Bases 134 to 1783 code for a protein of 549 amino acids. NCBI's taxonomy places the organism in Eukaryota, Viridiplantae, Streptophyta, Magnoliopsida, Sapindales, Anacardiaceae. Gene Ontology annotation, biological process: RNA modification. Gene Ontology annotation, molecular function: protein binding; RNA binding.
AAAGCUCUUAAACGUCUUAUCGUUCUUCUGUUUUGACCCAAUCAUACCUCUUGAUUUUUGUAAGCCCAGUCUAUUUUCUAGUCUUCCAAACACGGCGACGACGUUUUAUUUGGGAAGAAAUGCCCAUCUAGAAAUGAUUAACGAUCAACAAAACUAUGGACAUUCCUGUUGCCUCAGUUCCUAUCACAUUACUGGUUAUGUACUAACAAGUUUUUCAGUGAUGCACAAAAGAGAACUUGGUAUGAACCAAUUGAAACAAAUCCAUGCCUACACCCUAAGAAAUGGCAUUGACCAUAACAGGUUCCUCAUAAUUGAGCUCCUUCGAAUCCCAAACAUCCCUUACGCGCACAACUUGUUCAAUCAAAUUUCAAACCCAAAUGUCUUUCUUUACAACAAGCUCAUUCAAGCCUACUCUUCUCAGAACCAACCUCACCAAUGUCUUUCCCUCUACACCCAAAUGUGCAGCAAAAAAUGCUCCCCGAAUCAGCACUCUUACACCUUCCUCUUCACCGUUUGUGCUUCACUAAACUCCCUUCCUCAUGCCCAAAUCCUCCAUUCCCAUUUUCUUAAAUCCGGAUUUCAAAGCGAUGUUUUCACCUUGACUGCUUUGGUUGGUAUGUAUGCGAACCUACGCUGUAUAGAAUUAGCACGCAAGAUGUUUGAUGAAAUGCUAGUUAGAGAAGUACCCACUUGGAAUUCAAUAAUUGCGGGCUAUGCAAAAUGUGGUGAUAUGGAGGGAGCAUUAGAAUUAUUUAGGUUAAUGCCAACUAGGAAUGUGGUUUCAUGGACAGCAAUUAUAUCCGGUUUUGCCCAAAAUGGGCAGUAUGCUAAGGCCUUAUCGAUGUUUUUGAAAAUGGAGGCUGAGAAAGAUAUUAGGCCUAAUGAAGUUACCAUAGCUAGUGUAAUACCAGCUUGCGCAAACCUUGGUGCAUUAGAGAUUGGAGAGAGGAUUGAAAAAUAUGCAAGAGAGAAUGGUUUUUUCAAGAAUAUAUACGUCAGCAAUGCUGUAUUGGAAAUGUAUGCUAGGUGUGGAAAAAUUGAUGUGGCAAAGAAGUUGUUCAAUGAGAUUGGUAAGAGGAGAAAUUUGUGCUCUUGGAAUUCUAUGAUCAUGGGUUUGGCUGUCCAUGGAAAAUGUAAUGACGCUCUUGAGCUCUAUGAGCAAAUGCUGCAGAGGGAAGGACCUGCACCUGAUGAUGUUACAUUUGUCGGACUUUUCUUAGCAUGCACUCAUGGAGGCAUGGUAAGAAAAGGAAGAGAACUUUUUGGAUCAAUGGAGAAAAGGUUUAAUAUUACUCCCAAACUGGAACACUAUGGAUGCAUGGUUGAUCUCCUGGGUCGUGCAGGCCAAUUACAAGAAGCUUAUGAUCUUAUACAAACUAUGCCUAUGAAACCAGAUUCUGCGAUAUGGGGUGCUCUUUUAGGAGCUUGCAGUUUUCAUGUUAAUGUUGAGUUGGGUGAAAUAGCGGCUGAGUCUCUCUUUAAGCUAGAUCCCUGGAAUCCAGGGAACUUUGUUAUUCUUUCCAAUAUAUAUGCAUCAGCAGGACGGUGGGAUGGGGUUGCAAGGUUAAGGAAGGUAAUGAAACGUUGUCAGAUUACAAAGGGAGCGGGAUAUAGUCUCAUUGAAGAGGGAGGUGAUAUUCAUAAAUUCAUUGUAGAGGAUAAAACGCAUCCUAAAUGUGAUGAGAUAUAUGCCCUACUGAAUGAAGUUUCAGCAAAAAUGAAACUACCAAGAUAUGUAACUUACUUUAAAACUGAACUUGAAGAGCUAUACCCGCUGGAGUAGAAAUCCCCUUUGUAUUAUGACGCCUUGGAAGUUUUAACCCUAUAUUUUUUUAUGACUUUUUGAUUUUACACUCUUUAUUAAAGGGGGUUCGUGUAUCCAUGAGGGUGUAAUGAAUACUCCUAUAUUUUUCAAGCCUUGGUUAAAUCUGACUCUAA